Messenger RNA from Ichthyophthirius multifiliis, 2097 nucleotides. RefSeq lists its product as hypothetical. The record is from RefSeq and is a predicted model, not a curated record. Lineage: Eukaryota; Ciliophora; Oligohymenophorea; Hymenostomatida. Gene Ontology annotation, biological process: nuclear-transcribed mRNA catabolic process. The transcript has 2 exons. Gene Ontology annotation, cellular component: nucleus. Gene Ontology annotation, molecular function: 5'-3' RNA exonuclease activity; RNA binding.
AUGGGUGUGCCAGGUUAUUUUGGUUGGAUAUGUAGAAGAUAUCCUUUUUGUAUUCGUAAAAUAUAUUAAAGUGGAAAGAAAAAAUAUGUAGAUUGCCUUUAUAUAGAUGUAAAUAGUUUCUGUUAUUAGUACAUAAAAGAUGAUUUAAACUAGUAUUUAUUAAAUCCAUAGUCUCUAGAUUAAAUAUAUUAAAACAUUCUCACACAUAUUGAGUCAAUAAUACAAUUAAUAGAGCCAUAAUCAUAAGUUUAUUUAAUGAUGGAUGGAACAUGUCCUCGUGCAAAAAUGAAUUAAUAAAGAUAAAGAAGAUUUCAUGCCUAAAAAAAUCUAAACCAAACUAAAGAAGACUUUAAAAAUUAAGGGAUAUAAAUAAAAGAAUAAACAGUUCCAAGUAAUUCUGUUUCACCUGGUACUCCUUUCAUGUUUGAAUUAAAUAAAAGAAUAAGAGAACAUUUUGAAAAAAAAAUACAAGAAGAAUAACCUUUAAAUGAAAAAACAGAUUUUACAUACAAAAGGCUUCAUAUUAUAAUCAGUGAUAGUAAUUGCUAAGGCGAAGGAGAACAUAAAAUACUAGAAGUUAUUAGAAAGCAUAAAAAUUUUAAAUUAACUCAUUGUAUUGUUAGUCCUGAUGCUGAUCUUAUUUUACUCUCUUUAUCUGCUAUAGGUAGAAAAAUAUUGAUUUUGAGAGAAUAAAGACCUAAUUAUAAAAAUAAACAUAAAGAAGAAAAUAAGCAUUAAGAAUAAGAUAAUAAAUAAAAAGAAAAAAAUAACAUAGAAGAAGAAGAAAAAAAAGUUGAAGAUAAUAAUAAAGAAAAAUAAUCCAAUUAUUAAAGAAGACAUAAAAAUAAUCACGAAACAAAAUAUGAUAAUACAGAUAAUAAUAGGCAUCUAACAAACUAAGAAACAAAUAAUGAAAAAAAUUAAGAAAAUAAAGAUAAUAGCGGCGAUGAAAAUAAAUAUAACUUAAAAUAUGAAAUAAUAGACAUUAAUUGUUUAAAAAGAUCACUUUUGAAAAAAUAUAAAGAAACUUUUGAAAGAAAUGAAAUAAUUAAUUUAAUGUAUAACCCAAUGAAAAUUCUAGACGACAUUGUAUUUUUAAGUUUGUUUGCAGGAAAUGACUUUUUACCCAAGUAAAAUUACAUAUAUAUAAAAAAAACAUUCUAUAAAGAAUAACAUAUUUUAGAUAAACUCUUAUGUCUUCAUAAGGAUUAUUUAAAAACAGCCCAAAACUAUUUAAGUGAAAGAGGAAUUAUUUAAUUUUCUAAUAUUUUAAAUUUCUUUUAAAUAGUGGCUAAUCUUGAGCCUCAAUUUGAAUUAAAAAACGACUUUUUAAAAUAAGAAAAUCUUCUUAUAGAAAAAAAUAAGUUGAUUAAAAUAAUAUUAUCGAUAUAUAGUUUCCUGAAGACCAACUUAAAUUAUUAUAAUAACUGUCUAUACAUGAAGAAAAGAUAAUAAAUAACCCAAGUGAUUCAGAAGAAUAGGAAAAAAACAUAAACUAAUAGUCACUUCCUAUCUAAGUUCUAUAAGUCUAAUAAGAAAUAGAAUAAGAAAAAAAUGAAUAAAAAAUAGAUGAAAAAUAACGAAAAGAUUAUUUGUAAGAAAAGCUAAAAGUAAAUUCAUAAAAAGAACUCGAUUUUUUAAUUGAAAAAUAUUUGGAAGGUUUCUAAUUUACAUUAGUUUAUUAUUUCUAAGGAAUACGAAAAUCUUCCUGGACUUAUUAUUAUCCUAAUUAUUAUGCACCUUUUGUUUAAGAUAUAGUAAAUUAUUUAUAAAGAAAUCCAUAUUUUAUUGCAUUUUUUGAAAAAACGGAAAGCUUUACCCCUUUUAAAUAAUUGCUAUGUAUUUUACAUCCAGAAAAUGUAAAUUUACUCCCAUAGUCUUUCUAAAAUUCCUUCUAAAAGUACAUAAAGCCUUUUUGUCCUGACGUUAUUGAAAUAGAUGAAUAUGAAGCUACUAUGGAACAUUAAUAAAUUAUCAAAUUGCCUUUUAUUGAAUAUGAAAGUAUUAGUAAAGCCUAUGAAGAGGGAAUUAACUAAAUUUUAUGUUAGAAAGAUUUGGAAAGAAACUAACUUUCGAAUGAUAUUUGUUUCAAAAUGA